Corticium candelabrum is the source of this 873-nucleotide messenger RNA. RefSeq names its product phosphatidylinositol-glycan biosynthesis class X protein-like. Gene Ontology annotation, cellular component: endoplasmic reticulum membrane. Gene Ontology annotation, biological process: GPI anchor biosynthetic process. The record is from RefSeq and is a predicted model, not a curated record. Bases 4 to 873 code for a protein of 289 amino acids. The transcript has 6 exons. NCBI's taxonomy places the organism in Eukaryota, Metazoa, Porifera, Homoscleromorpha, Homosclerophorida, Plakinidae.
CGUAUGUUGUCAACAAUCCUUUCUGUGUUGUUAUUGUCUACUCUGUAUGGAGUGAUCUCGGACACUAUUGGAACGAAAACAUUUGAGACUGAGCUUAGGAAAUAUUUGGAUGAAUCCCAAUGCUUUCAAAAUUGUAUCAAGGCGUCUGCUCUUAAAGGAAUAGCAAGGCAUGCGAAGAAUAGAGGAUUACACAGGGAGCUUGUAACAACAAUACAACUGUACAUGUAUGAGCAGUUUUCCUUUAGUGAAAGUACACCUGAUAGUUGUGGAGUGAUGCUGAUUGAGCACUUACCAUCAGGCUUGUAUGUUGAUAUUGACCAGGUCGCUGGUCUUGCAGCACUGGGAGGCCCAAAGCUAGUGCACUUUGACUUUAUGGAUGUCGAGAAACCUGCUCAUCUAUCUGACUCACAUAUCAUUUUAGUGUUUGACAGUCUUUCCCCCUCAGCGAAGAAUAGCAGCAUGUGGUCUGCUGAGCUGCACUUGCCCAUUCACAUUCGAUAUCAUUCUCCAAAUGAAGGUGGAAUUCCAGUUGAAGUGACGCUUCCUUCUCCUACUGUGCUUUUCUCCUGUUCAUCUGGUCAAAUUCGAUACAAGAUGUUUGAUUUCAUUAACUGUUCUACAAUUUGUGGUGGAGACAGUCAGUUUGAAGCUCCUUGUUGGUGGAGUGAAUCUUCAAGAUCCUGCAACUGGCAACUGCUACCCUUUCAGGUUUCAGAGCCUCUGGUGUUUCACGUGCCAGUGGGAAACACAAUGAAUUGGACGUUGGUAGCUAACAUGACUAUCAUCAUAACAAUAAUAUGUUGCAUUUCAAUAUGCUGGGCAUUGUGGCAGACAAAGAAUGGAGCAGUUGGGAGCAAGCUCCAUAGACACUAA